Lachancea nothofagi CBS 11611 is the source of this 865-nucleotide messenger RNA. The record is from the annotation of a GenBank genome assembly. NCBI's taxonomy places the organism in Eukaryota, Fungi, Ascomycota, Saccharomycetes, Saccharomycetales, Saccharomycetaceae.
AUGCCAACACUUACUUCCACGUCCACGAUGCAUGUUGCGGACCAGAUUCCACUGCUCUCAGGGUACGUAAAACCUUUUCAUGGGAACCCUGGAGUACAAAAACAAGAGGCCGGUGUUCAAUAGUAUGACGGAAGAGAGAGAGCACGUUUUGGAGCACAUGGCUUGUGCUUUCCGUGUAUUCGGUAGGAAAGGCUACUAGAAGGGCUCUGCAGGUCACAUAUCCAUGCGGGAUCCAAUUAGCCCACAAACGUUUUGGAUUAAUCUCUUAGGACGCGACUUUUCGCGGAUGCGAGUGUCCAAUAAUAUGCACGUCGAUGACAAUGGAAAUAUACUACCAGAUGAUAAUCAAGUGGUUAUCAACUGAGCCGGCUUCAAAAUCCACUCAUACCUGUACUGUGCCAGAUCCGACGUAAAUAAUGCCUGUCACGCUCACAGCGUGUAUGGGAAAGCAUGGUCCGCAUUUGGUCGUGAGGUUAGAAUGCUGAACCAAGGCGCCAGCACAUUUUACAAAAUGCACACGGUGUAUGCGAAUUUUGGAGGGCUCGUGCUUGAGGACAAGGUACGAGAGCGAUUGGCCACACGUUUGCAUGACAAAAAGGCCAUAAUACUGCAAAACCACGGGAUUUCGACCGUUAGCGAGACGAUCGAGGAGGCGGCAUUUCUUUUCACUUUGCUGGAGCGUACGUACGAAGUCCAGCUCAAGGUUGAAAUUACUUGCAAAUCCGGCCUGGAGAAAAAGAUCAUCGGAGAUGAAGAAGCUAGCUUCUCCUAAUUUACCACUUCCGAUCUAACAACGUUGCACGCGGAGGAUCAGCCUGACUAUGAACUAGAAACGGAGUCAAGAAAUAGAAGAUUUGAGAAGUAA